Phyllostomus hastatus (greater spear-nosed bat) is the source of this 2873-nucleotide messenger RNA. RefSeq names its product methionyl aminopeptidase 1 (gene METAP1). The transcript has 11 exons. Gene Ontology annotation, biological process: proteolysis. The coding region runs from base 206 to 1366 and encodes 386 amino acids. Gene Ontology annotation, molecular function: metalloaminopeptidase activity. The record is from RefSeq and is a predicted model, not a curated record. NCBI's taxonomy places the organism in Eukaryota, Metazoa, Chordata, Mammalia, Chiroptera, Phyllostomidae.
CGCGCGCGGGGAAGGGGUGGGGCGCGUAGCGUCGUCCGGGCCGACCCGGCUCAGGUCUUCCUUCCGUCCCCAGGCCCGGCGGGUCCAGCUCCGCCUCUGGCUCGGCCUCUUUCUCCUCCCCGGCCCUCCCUCCGCCCAGCCGUUCCUUCCUCCCUCCCUCCUCCUCCUUUUCCCCGGUGAGGCGCUCUUCCAGCAGCCAGGCAGCAUGGCGGCCGUGGAGACACGGGUGUGCGAGACGGACGGCUGCAUCAGCGAGGCCAAGCUCCAGUGUCCCACCUGCAUCAAGCUCGGCAUCCAGGGCUCGUACUUCUGCUCGCAGGAAUGUUUUAAAGGAAGUUGGGCUACUCACAAGUUACUACAUAAGAAAGCAAAAGAUGAAAAGGCAAAGCGAGAAGUGUCUUCCUGGACUCUAGAAGGUGAUAUUAACACUGACCCAUGGGCAGGUUAUCGAUACACUGGUAAACUCCGACCACAUUAUCCACUGAUGCCAACAAGGCCAGUGCCAAGUUAUAUUCAAAGACCAGAUUAUGCUGAUCACCCUUUAGGAAUGUCUGAAUCUGAACAGGCGCUUAAAGGUACCUCUCAAAUUAAAUUACUCUCAUCUGAAGAUAUAGAAGGAAUGCGGCUCGUAUGUAGGCUUGCUAGAGAAGUACUGGAUAUUGCCGCUGGGAUGAUUAAACCAGGUGUAACUACUGAAGAAAUAGAUCAUGCUGUACACUUAGCAUGCAUUGCAAGAAAUUGCUAUCCUUCUCCCUUGAAUUACUAUAAUUUUCCAAAGUCUUGUUGUACUUCAGUGAAUGAAGUGAUCUGUCAUGGGAUUCCAGACAGACGGCCCUUGCAAGAAGGUGAUAUUGUCAAUGUGGACAUCACUCUUUACCGCAAUGGUUAUCACGGAGACCUGAAUGAGACGUUUUUUGUUGGAGACGUGGAUGAGGGAGCACGGAAGCUGGUUCAGACUACAUAUGAGUGCCUGAUGCAAGCCAUCGACGCAGUGAAACCUGGUGUUCGAUACAGAGAAUUGGGAAACAUUAUUCAGAAACAUGCCCAAGCAAAUGGCUUUUCAGUUGUUCGAAGCUACUGUGGGCAUGGAAUCCACAAACUUUUUCAUACGGCCCCCAAUGUACCCCACUAUGCCAAAAAUAAAGCAGUUGGAGUGAUGAAGGCGGGCCAUGUAUUUACAAUUGAGCCAAUGAUUUGUGAAGGUGGAUGGCAGGAUGAAACCUGGCCAGAUGGUUGGACUGCGGUGACGAGAGACGGGAAGCGGUCUGCUCAGUUCGAGCACACCCUGCUGGUCACGGACACUGGCUGUGAAAUCCUGACCCGGCGGCUGGACAGCGAGCGGCCUCACUUCAUGUCCCAGUUUUAAUUUCUCCCAAGCCGGCACAUCUCAGUAAUACCUUCUGUCUGUACUGUGCUUUUUAUUGAGAGUACAGAAUGGAAGAGGAAAUUUUUUACUUGUUUUGUUUUGACUAUAGAUAAGAAAGUUACUACCACAUUUGACAUGUGUCCUCAAGAACUUGUCUUGAGUCUGGAAAAGCCAAGAAGAAUAAAGGAAACAUUUUUCAACUCCUUUCAGUGUUCCCUUGCCCGCCCUCCCCACAUCGCUGCACCCUUGUUUUCUCAUUUGUCCUUUGAGCACUUUUGCUUAAACCUGCUUCUAGUUGCUUUUAUCACUGCCACAACUGGGCCAUCAGGAGCCGCUGCUUUCCAGAUAGAUGAAUGUGGAAGGUGAGAAUCCUUGAAACUUUAGCAACAUGUGUUGCUUCAGAUUUUUUUUACUAUAUAGGAAAUAUAUAUAUAUAUAUAUAUAUAUAUAUAUACAUUUUAAAUUCAUAUAUGUAAUUACUGAACACUAUAUGACCUGGAGUUUAUGUUGAUUCUGCUCCAACAGGGUCAUAAGCUGUCAUAAAUGGACACACAGUUUGCAGUGAUUUAAUUCUUAACUGGGAAUUGGCCUCCCCCAUGCUAAUUAUUUACCCAUGUAGUUUUGUGGAAGGAAGCACUCAGACUCUGUGUCAGUGAAUGGAUGUGGCAAAAUUCACUCUGGAAAAAGGUUAUUAGGUUUUUUGAAAUCUAGUUUAUGGCAAGAAUAGCCGUGCUCCAAGUGGUAGUGGCUGUUGCAGAGUAUGAAGAUUUUGUAAUAUAUGCUAUUUCAGACCUCUGUUUGGUCAAAAUGGGGGGAACAAAGUUCCCUUUCUUCCACUGUCUAUUUUAUUUCAAGGGCACACCUUGGAGACAUUCAGAGAAGGGUGGAGGUUGCACUGUGGAAGUUGAUCGGGAAAGCCAGUUCUGAAAUUUCUCCAGCAGUGAGCACAGUAAGUCAGGUGAGAUGUUAGAUUCUAACAUUUAGUAAACCUGGUUGUGAUGAGAAAAAACUCUUUGAAGAUUGGACUGUUGCCUUGCAGUAGGGAUACAGCUGUCCUUGGAGUGCUGAAAACACUUCACCUUUACAUCGCUGGGAACCUCAUUAGAAAUGACCUCAGCUGCCCGGUAUCUGUGUUCCUUCCAGUAGUUCAGUCCAAAUGCGACUGUAUCCUGUGAAGGCAUAUCAGAUCAAAGUCAUUGUCCUUAGAGUGUACUUGAUUACUGGGAUUCAGGUGACUGUAUUGUAAGAUAACUUGAUACCACUGACAUGUUAUACUUGUACGAAAACAUCUUUCCCAGAGUGCCUCAGACCUUACUGCUUUAAAAGAAUUAUGAUAAUGUUUUCAUUUUAUUAUUUUAAUGUUUAGUCGAGUGACCGAAUCUGGUAUAGAUUUUCGGGGAUAUAUGUGUGAAGUUUUUUAUCAAACUGUAAUAUUUGUGAAUGGAAUGCCUUGCAAUAUGAAUAUUAAUAUAAUGUGUAAAGGGAGAUUAAAAAGUUUGAGUGAUUA